UUGGGUUUCAAGUUUUUUGUUUUUUGUUUUUUUUUUUUGCUUUUUUGUUUUUUGGGGUUUUGGUAAUGGAAAUUUAAGACUACAAGACAGUAAAAUCAUUCUCAGAAGCAGAGAAAACAAAAGCAGAAGCAAAAUGCUGUGUAGCCGUGAGAUUUUCAGUUUUUUGAUUAGGAAAGAUGUGAGGAAGAUACUGAAACGCAAGGACAGUGAUGCGGGCCAAAGAGGAAGAGCUUUGGAAGAUUUGCGAGCUUCAAUAUUUAACAAAUUCCGUCCAUCUGAAAGCGCAAAAACUCAACAGCAAAGAAUUUGGGGUCCUGUUUCAGCUCUCACAUUCAAUUUUAUGGUUGCUGUUGGUAUUAUUUUCAUGAACAAAUGGGUUCUUAAAAAUAUUGGGUUCCAGUUCCCAGUAUUUCUUACUUUUAUUCACUAUUUAGUAAGCUGGGCAUUGAUGGCUGUCUUGAAAUCUUUUUCUCUCCUUCCUUCAUCUCCUCCCUCUAAGUCAACCCCUUUGUCUCUGUUUACUCUUGGCUUUGUCAUGUCUUUUUCUACUGGUCUUGCUAACGUCAGCUUGAAGUACAAUAGUGUGGGGUUUUAUCAGAUGGCUAAAAUUGCAGUGACGCCAUCCAUUGUCCUGGCAGAAUUUAUAUGGUACAGAAAGAGAGUUAGUUUCUCCAAGGUGAUUGCACUAACAGUUGUAUCUAUUGGUAUUGCUGUCGCUACGGUGACUGAUUUACAAUUCAGUCUCUUUGGUGCUUGUGUAGCAUUGGCGUGGAUAAUACCCAGUGCAGUGAAUAAAAUACUAUGGUCCAAUAUGCAACAAAAGGAGAACUGGACAGCAUUAGCAUUAAUGUGGAAGACAACACCAAUUACUUUGCUUUUUCUAGUUUCCAUGAUUCCUUUCUUAGAUCCUCCCGGUGUCCUUGCCUUCAAUUGGAACUUAAGUAAUACAUCAGCAAUUCUCAUGUCUGCUAUACUUGGCUUCUUGCUUCAAUGGUCGGGUGCUUUGGCACUUGGGUAAGCUUCUCUUGUCCUUUUAAUUGUUCAACCAUUCCAGUUGCUUGAAGUUCUUCUAGAGAUAGUGUCUCAAAUAUGUUAUUUCAUCUUUGUUUUAUAGGGUUUCUUUAUGCUCUCUCUCUCUCUCACACACACACACUCAUAUUUGUUUUAUAGGGUAUCUUUAUAUGUAUAUAUAUAUGUGUUUCCUGGAUUUAAUUAGUUAAAUAGGGCUGUUCUUGCAAUGGAACAGUACUAUCAUUUCCAGGUAUUAUUACUCUACGAAUUGUAAUAAUUCUUGUCCUCAUAAAGUGUAUUCACUUUUUUUUUUGUUCUUUUGCCUUUUGUUCUCUGUGUUGUUAGGGCUACAUCGGCAAUAUCUCAUGUAGUUCUUGGACAGUUCAAAACUUGUGUUCUGCUUCUUGGAAGUUACUACCUGUUUGGUUCAAAUCCAGGGACCACAAGUAUUCUUGGAGCGUUUGUAGCUAUUGGUGGGAUGUCCUUUUAUACAUACCUGAACAUAAGGACUGCAAAGCCAAAGCAGCAUUCUGGGAAAACCUCAUCAGUGAAAUCAAAAUUGAGUGAAGAAAACAGAGAGAACCAUAAUGGCUAUGGUGGGGAGAGUGUUUAAACUGAAACAUUGAGGUACUUGGCAGCAUUAACUGAAGCUUUUGUUUUCAGAUUUUUAGGCUGUUAACAUUUUAGUUUGCAUGGAGAACCUUAGAAUGCUUUUAAUGGGUUUUCAUGUCCCUUUUUAAACCUGUAGAUAUAGCCAAGUGCCUUAUUGAGUGCUGUACUAAUAAUACCUUUGUGAAUCAAGCAUGGCAUGUACAGAAACCAUUUUCCUGAUUCUUCUUCGAGGAUUAUUUUAUAUAGUAGCUCAUUCAUUUUUUUUUCCAUUCAUAUGCAUAGAUGACAAUGUUC
Messenger RNA from Rubroshorea leprosula, 1917 nucleotides. The record is from the annotation of a GenBank genome assembly. Lineage: Eukaryota; Viridiplantae; Streptophyta; Magnoliopsida; Malvales; Dipterocarpaceae.